ACAAAGAUCUCAUCCUUUCGUAAAAGUUUUCUGCCUCCAUCUAUACUCACACCCUCGUAGACUAACCGUCUUCGCCCCUUUCACCCAGCACUACAACGAGUUUACUACAACACCACAGCCACGAAACUACCCAGUCUAAGUAAGAGAUCAUCACAAUAAUUCAUAUCAAUCCACAACAUACGAAACUAUAACGAUAUCGAAGCCAGCAUACACACCCACAAGUAUCUAGAAUGUCUGCAGUCUCAGACAACCACACCGACAAAUUGACCAACGAAACACACUCAUCCACCAUCUCAUCCUCCUACACAAAGAUAACCAUGGACAUAUGCAACAGAAUCUCAAGCACAGAGCCCAUCAUCUGCUCAUCCGCCUCCACAACCUCCCUAGUAUCCCUCAAAGGCAUCACUAGAGACGACAUCGAAAGCCUCUUCUCCUGGCCCACCACCACAAGAUCACCCCUAACAUCCUUCUUUACACCUCUAAACGACAACCUCGUCUCCUUCGAGGACGAAAUCUCCAGUGACUCGGGUACUACCACCGCAUCCUGGAACGAAUGGGAUCUCGACCCUGGACUGAACUUCGAUAAUUCCAUUUCCAAUAACGUCGCCCCGACCAGGCAUCCGUAUAUUCCACAGACACCAUGGGAGCUUGACUACGACGAUGACAAUGAAGGUGGAUGUCUCAUCAUUCACGACCCAACCAUCCUCCUCACUACUCUCAAACAGAACGAUGUAUCUGCGUUCCUCAAGAGAAGGGAAUGCGGCAUCCCUGUCUUCCGCGGCGAAAACUUGGUGAUUAGGAACUUCGACUCUAAUAUCCAUGAGUUAAUUAACGACCCAGCCCCAUGGACUCCAUAUACUCUCUCGACAAGACUUCUUACUCUAGAGGGUCAUAUCCAGGAUACGCCUGGCACAAAGCUCUCGACCAAAUAUCCCCUAUCAAAACUUGGGGGCGCAGGAAGGUCGGGCACAGGGUUACCUGGCUUAUUGACCAGGUAUUCCGGUACCAUGGCAUUUGCGUUCGGGGGUUCGGUGUGGGUGUGGCUUGUGUUUCUAGUCUUAGGCGGCUGGUGCCUGUUGUUAGGUUGGAGGCGGCGAGGGAAGUCCCUGUUAGGGCUUGGAGCGGGGCCGUGAGGGAUGUUGGGCUGGCUGGGUUGUGGGAUUUGAUAGUUGGGUCGAGUAGGGAGGGGAGUGUGGAGGUUGAUGUUGAUGUGGAUUUUGGUUGUGGGGGUUUGGAUAUCGAUCGGUUGUUUUCUUCUUCAUCUUCUUCCCUUCCUCCUAGGGGUAGUGAGGACAAGGAGAAGGCGCGGGAGUGUUUGAUUUAUCUUGGGGGCAGGGGGUAGAGAUAUCUUGUUAAGGUGUUAGUGAUGAGUUGCCUUUUUCCUGCGGCUGAGUUUUUCCCCUCCGUAUUAUGUGGGUUUUACGGUCGUAGGUUUUUUAAUGGCGCUCGUGUUCUCUUUUUUUUGGAUGUUCAGUUGCUGUGAUGAAGUUAGGGUUACGUUCGGUGUACGGUCAAUUACGUAUGCCUGUGGCUAGAUCAUCGUUAAAUUAAUGUCAUUCAGUUAUAUCUAGA
This is a messenger RNA of Aspergillus pseudotamarii, 1572 nucleotides long. RefSeq lists its product as uncharacterized. Bases 231 to 1133 code for a protein of 300 amino acids. Lineage: Eukaryota; Fungi; Ascomycota; Eurotiomycetes; Eurotiales; Aspergillaceae. The transcript has a single exon. The record is from RefSeq and is a predicted model, not a curated record.